Molecule: messenger RNA, 2890 nt
Organism: Insectozyma verbasci
Lineage: Eukaryota; Fungi; Ascomycota; Pichiomycetes; Serinales; Debaryomycetaceae
Source: the annotation of a GenBank genome assembly
AUGAGUUCAGAUAAAGAUUUGACUGCGAAUUUAUCAAAUAUUAGAAGUGUUGGUAGUCAUUUAGCUGUACAAGAUCAUGAGGUUGAUCUUGAUGCUGUUUUAUCGAAUCAAUUAUCAUUAGGUCAAGUUGCUUCCACUUUAACUGAUAAACAAAAGUACUUUGUCUUAAAAAGAUUACAUUUUGAUGCGUUGACUUCAUUAGAAAAUUUACCACCAACAGUCUUGUUUAUUUUUGAAAAAAUUGAACAAUUUCCAAUUGAAGAAGCUGUUAAUGUAUUGGAAGAAGCUAUACCUGAACAUAAAGAUGAUCCUAAUAUUCAAGAUAAAGAUUUGGAGCUUUGGAAACAGUUGUUAAAUUAUCAGGGUGGUAAAGUAGAAUCUGUCAAGGAUAAACUCACUGAUAAUUUCGCUAAUGAAAAAGAAGCAUCCAUUGAUUAUGAUAUUCAUUCGGAUGAUGCUAGUGAAAGUACAUCAAAUUCUCAUUUUGAUUACACCGAAAUCGUUGAUUGGAACUUACAAAUAAGAUUAGAAGGUGUAUUGGUUGCUUAUUGGUCACCUUAUCCUGAAGUUAGAUCUGUUACAUAUCCGUAUGAUGAUCCAACAAAACCAGUUGAAACCUUACGAGUUUAUAUUGUUGGUACUAUUUGGGUUGGUUUGAGUUCGGUUAUUAAUACUUUCUUUGCUGAUCGACAACCUUCUAUUUAUUUAGCGAUGUCUGCUGCUCAAGUUUUUCUUUACCCAUCAGGUAAAUUAUUAGAAUGGAUUUUACCAAAUUGGAGUUUUAAAAUAUGGAAAUAUAAAAUUGACUUGAAUCCUGGACCAUAUACAUAUAAAGAACAAAUGUUGGUUACAAUUUUACUAGGAGUUUCGAUUGGUGGAAGUUAUGUUACAUCAAAUAUUACUAUUCAAAAAUUGCCAAACUUUUACAAUAAUGAUUGGGCAGAUUGGGGUUAUCAAGUUUUACUUAUUCUUUCAACAAAUUUUUUGGGGAUUGGGUAUGUUCUUUAAAAUUUUUGGCUGCAAAAUUUAGAUCGCUACCAUCUGAAAAAAAUAUUACUAACAAAUUUUUUAGUCUUGCAGGUAUUAUGAGAAAAUUUGCUGUUUAUCCAAUCAAAAGUAUUUGGCCAACAAUCUUACCUACUUUGGCAUUGAAUAGAGCUUUAUUAGCACCAGAAAAAAAAGAGAACAUUAAUGGUUGGACAAUUUCGAGGUAUUAUUUCUUUUUCAUUGUGUUUUUUGCUUCAUUCUUAUAUUAUUGGAUUCCUGAUUAUCUUUUUCAAGCACUUUCCACAUUCAAUUGGAUGACAUGGAUAAAACCUGAUAAUUUGAAUCUCGCUACUAUUACAGGUAUGGCUACUGGUCUUGGUUUAAAUCCAAUUUCAACAUUUGAUUUUAAUGUUAUACUUAUGAACUCACCUUUGGAAACUCCAUUCUUUAAUUACGCUAAUUUGAUGGUUGGUAUGUUUAUUUCAUUCUUUGCAAUUGUAGGUGUUUGGUAUAAUAAUUAUAAAUGGGCUGGAUAUGUUCCUAUAAAUUCCAAUCUGUUAUUUACAAAUACAGGUGAUUACUAUAGCGUACGUGCUAUUGUGAAUGAAAAUAGCUCUUUUGAUAAUGAAAAAUACCAAGAAUAUGGACCACCAUUUUAUUCAGCUUCCAAUUUAGUAUCAUACGGAGCAUUUUUUGCGCUUUACCCAUUUCAUUUUGUGUAUGAGAUUGGUAUACACUAUAAGCAAUUGUGGGACGCAUGUAAAUCAUUUAUCAAAGUCGCUAAAGAUUGGAGAACAUCAACUUAUGAAGGAUACAACGAUCCACAUUCAAUAAUGAUGAGAGCUUAUCCAGAAGUUCCAGAAUGGGCAUUUUUGAUUGUUUUAAUCAUUUCCUUGGUAUUUGCAAUUUUAUGUGUCGAACUUUAUCCUAAAACAGAAACUCCUGUUUGGGCAAUUUUCUUUGCUUUAGGAAUUAACUUUGUGUUUUUGAUCCCAUUAACAACAAUUCAAAGUAGAACUGGUUUUGGUUUUGGUUUAAAUGUUUUAGUUGAAUUGAUUAUUGGUUAUGCUUUACCAGGUAAAGGUAUUGCACUUUCAAUUAUAAAAGCAAUAGGUUAUAAUAUUGAUGGACAAGCUCAAAACGUAUGUACAACCAAAUUUUAAUAAGAUGAAAUAAGUAAUAAAACCAGUACUAACAUUAAUUCAAGUAUAUUUCUGAUCAAAAGAUGGCUCAUUACCUGAAGAUUCCACCAAGAGCAAUAUUUCGAGCACAGUUAUAUUCAAUUUUCAUUGCAUCAUUUAUUCAAUUGGGAAUUUUAAAUUGGAUGUUAGAUGGAGGUAUUAAAGAUUAUUGUAUGCCACACAAUUCUCAAAAGUUUACAUGCCCUGGGUCUACAACAUUUUAUACAGCUUCAGUUAUUUGGGGUGUUAUUGGUCCUAAGAAAGUUUUUAAUAAUUUAUAUCCAAUUUUACGUUGGUGUUUUUUAAUUGGGUUUUUAUUAGCAUUUCCAGCGAUUGCUUUUAAGAAGUAUGGACCUAGGAGAAUAGUAAAAUGUAUUGAACCAAGUAUCAUAAUUGCUGGUUUUAUUCAAUGGGCACCUUAUAAUUUAUCAUAUUAUAUACCAGGUUUGUAUGCUUCCUUUGCUUUUAUGUUUUAUAUUAGAAGAAAAUAUGAAGCUUGGUGGCAAAAAUACAAUUAUUUAGUCUCAACUGGUGUCAAUGGUGGUAUAGCCUUUUCAAGUAUUAUAAUAUUCUUUGCUGUGAUGUAUCAUGAUAAAUCUAUUGAUUGGUGGGGUAAUUCAGUUCCGUAUGUUGGUUUGGAUGGUGCUGGUAUAUCAAGAUUGAACGCUACAUUACAAGCUCCAGAUGGUUAUUUUGGUCCAAGAGAAGGCCAUUAUCCUUGA